CUGGUGUUCUUCCGGUUCACAUGUAGGCCCAAAAUCCUCCUGGCAACGUUGUACUGAAGCGUCGGAGUGUUCAUUUUUCUUAUGCUAAUGCAGUUUAUCUUUUUGCUAUAGCAUUGUGAAGUGUGAAAUAACCCUUUCAAAAUGCCGCGGAUUAUGAUCAAGGGGGGUGUCUGGAGGAACACCGAGGAUGAAAUCCUUAAGGCGGCUGUUAUGAAAUAUGGCAAAAACCAGUGGUCGCGAAUUGCGUCGCUUCUGCACAGAAAGUCAGCCAAACAGUGUAAAGCCAGAUGGUACGAGUGGCUUGACCCCAGCAUCAAGAAGACAGAAUGGUCCCGCGAAGAAGAGGAGAAGCUGCUUCACUUGGCGAAGUUGAUGCCCACUCAGUGGAGGACCAUCGCCCCUAUAAUUGGGAGGACCGCUGCCCAGUGCUUGGAACACUAUGAGUUUCUUUUAGACAAAGCCGCCCAGAGGGACAAUGAGGAAGACGGGACAGAUGACCCUCGCAAGCUCAAACCCGGCGAGAUCGAUCCCAACCCAGAGACCAAGCCGGCCAGGCCCGAUCCUGUGGAUAUGGAUGAAGAUGAGCUGGAGAUGCUGUCAGAGGCCAGAGCUCGCUUGGCCAACACCCAGGGCAAAAAGGCCAAGCGGAAAGCCAGAGAGAAGCAGCUGGAAGAGGCCAGGCGCCUGGCUGCCCUCCAGAAGCGGCGUGAGCUGCGAGCCGCCGGGAUCGACAUCCAGAAGAAGAGGAAGAAGAAGAGGGGCGUGGACUACAACGCAGAGAUCCCCUUCGAGAAGAAGCCAGCGCUCGGCUUCUACGACACCUCCAUGGAGAAUUAUGACGCUCUGGAGCCCAACUUCAAGAGGCUCCGGCAGCAGCACUUGGACGGGGAGCUCAGGAGUGAGAGGGAAGAAAGGGACCGUAAAAAGGACAAGCAGAAGAUGAAGAAAAAGAAGGAAUCCGACCUCCCGUCAGCCAUCCUGCAGACUAGCGGGGUGUCGGAGUUCACAAAGAAGAGGAGCAAGCUGGUCCUUCCCGCUCCGCAGAUCUCCGACUCGGAGCUGGAGGAGGUGGUGAAGCUGGGCCAGGCCAGCGAGGUCGCCCGGCAGACCGCGGAAGAGUCUGGAAUCACCAACUCGGCAUCCAGCGCACUGUUGUCAGAGUACAAUGUCACCAACAACACCAUGGCCCUCCGCACACCCAAGACCCCGGCAGCGCAGGACAAGAUUCUCCAAGAAGCCCAGAAUCUGAUGGCCCUAACAAACGUGGACACGCCCCUCAAAGGUGGCUUAAACACCCCCCUCCAUGAGAGCGACUUCUCUGGGGUCACCCCCCAGAGGCAGGUGGUACAGACGCCAAACACGGUCCUCGCUACGCCUUUCCGAACCCCAAGUCAUCCAUCAGAAGGCAUGACCCCACAGGGGGGGCUCACGCCCAAAUCUACCAUAGGAGUUACACCUCUGAGGACUCCGUUACGAGACAAACUAAAUAUCAAUGCAGAGGAUGGGACAAUAGACUACUCUGAUCCAGCGUACUCCAAACAUCUGCAAAAAGAGUCCCGGGAACAGCUGAAGCUUGGCCUGAUGGCAUUACCCCUGCCCAAGAACGACUUUGAGAUCGUGCUGCCGGAGAACGCAGAGAAGGGAUUGGAAGAGCAGGAUGUGGAUGAGAGCUUUGUGGAGGACGCCGCCGAAAUCGAGCUCCGCAAACAGGCUGUGAGAGACGCUGAGCGUGAGAAGGAGCUGAAACAGAGGCACAUUCCCGUACAGAGGGAUUUCCCAAGGCCUUCCGACGUCAACGAGACGAUUCUGAGGCCUCUGAACAUCGAGCCUCCACUAACGGAGCUUCAGCAGGCUGAGGAGCUCAUCAAACGCGAGAUGAUCACCAUGCUCCACUACGACAGCCUGCACCACCCCUACGCAGACGCCCUGCUCAAGAAGGGCAAGGCUGCCGGCUCGGGCUCCAGCAACGCCGAGCACAUGGCGUACCUGGAGAAAUACGCUUACGAGAAGGUCUCUGAGGAGGACCUCCGAAAGGCGGUGGAGCUUCUGGCUCAGGAGAUGGAGGUCGUCAAGCAUGGUAUGGGCCACGGUGACCUAUCCAUCGAGGCCUACAACCAGGUGUGGGAGGAGUGCUACAGCCAGGUCCUCUACCUAGCCGGGCAGGGCCGCUACACGAGAGCCAACCUGGCCAGCAAGAAGGAUAGGAUCGAGUCUCUGGAGAAGAAGCUGGAGAUAAACCGAGGCCAUAUGACAGCAGAAGCCAAGAGAGCAGCAAAGAUGGAGAAGAAGCUGAAGAUCCUGUUGGGAGGCUACCAGUCCAGGGCCAUGGGGCUGGUGAAGCAGCUGAGUGACCUGGGAGACCAGGUGGAGCAGGCCGUGGUGGAGCUCCGCACCUUCCAGGAGCUGAAGAAGCAGGAGGACCUGGCCAUCCCACGCAGGCAGGAAGCUCUCCGGGAGGACGUGCAGAGACAGCAGGAGAGAGAGAGGGAACUCCAACAGAGCUUUGCAGACCUGCUCCUGGAGAAGGAGACCCUUCUGUCUUCCAAGUUUUAAAAUAGGACUUCAGAUCCGCCGAGGCCCUUGUUCUGCGCUGGCCGUUCCCAGACAGUCUCCCUUCAGCGUUGGCAUUGUGGCUGUAAUGAAAUGCUUCAACAAAAAACCUACCACUUUUGGACCCUGAUCAUCCAUCGCUUCGGAAUCAAUUCCGCACAUUUCCCCGCUGAGUAUCUGUCGAUUUGUAGAGAUGGUCGUUUUUCUUCAACCAGCUAUUUUACACGGCAUGAUAGUCUACAUGUUGAAUUAGGCGCAUACCAAUACUCUUACCGUAGUCUUAGGAGGAACAUGUGAAAGUGUUUCGCUAGAUGGUUUGACAUACCUUUGAGCUGAUUCUGUAUGAUAAACCUUUUUUUUUUUAAAACCCGGGACUUGUUUUGCAUAUCCUCUCUGUGGAAGUUCCCAGCCUACUGUGUGGCCUCCGCCUCAGAUCUGCAAGUGUCAAACGUAUAACUCAAAUUUUAGUUAUGACCUGAAGUUUUUUUUUUCCCCUUUUAAAACAUGUUGUUUAUUUGCUUUCAUAUCCUGAACCUGGAAUGUAUUGAUGACAUCUGGGAAAUAAAUGGUAUUUGACUUG
Molecule: messenger RNA, 3130 nt
Organism: Paramormyrops kingsleyae
Lineage: Eukaryota; Metazoa; Chordata; Actinopteri; Osteoglossiformes; Mormyridae
Gene: cdc5l
Product: CDC5 cell division cycle 5-like (S. pombe)
Biological process (GO): mRNA splicing, via spliceosome; regulation of transcription by RNA polymerase II
Cellular component (GO): spliceosomal complex; Prp19 complex
Molecular function (GO): RNA polymerase II transcription regulatory region sequence-specific DNA binding; DNA-binding transcription factor activity, RNA polymerase II-specific
Source: RefSeq, a predicted model, not a curated record